Messenger RNA from Pectinophora gossypiella (pink bollworm), 2196 nucleotides. RefSeq names its product multiple C2 and transmembrane domain-containing protein-like. The coding region runs from base 810 to 2051 and encodes 413 amino acids. Gene Ontology annotation, cellular component: synaptic vesicle membrane. Gene Ontology annotation, biological process: regulation of neurotransmitter secretion. The transcript has 11 exons. The record is from RefSeq and is a predicted model, not a curated record. Lineage: Eukaryota; Metazoa; Arthropoda; Insecta; Lepidoptera; Gelechiidae. Gene Ontology annotation, molecular function: calcium ion binding.
UUUAGUGUGUGCGUUGACUUCUGAUGUGAUGUCAUUAUAAUGUAUAUAUUAUGUAAUCCGUGUCUGUGGUGUCCUAAAUAAUAAAUGUUUCUUUCUUUCUAUCAAUCAUUAAAAUAAUCGUAGGUACACCUCCAAUACUUACUACGUACCUAUAGUAAAUCUACAAGUUAUCUGAUGAUGACUCGUUUCCCUGCUCACCCCGAUAGGGAUUACAGGCGUGAGGUUUGUAUGUAAAUAAUUAUAUGAAAUAUUAAAUCUUAUUAUUUUAUAAUAGUGAAAAACAAAUCAAGGAAAACUGUUAUCGCCUCACUGUAAACAAUAGUAAUCAAUAACUUAUAUAUAUGUGACGAGUUUUGUAAUUAGACCUCGGUUUCUGAUUAUAUACCAAUUAACCGCUCGUUACGAAUCCCUCAUUUUAUAGUGACUUCAUUGUCGUCAUCGUGAUUAACAUGGUUGACGUGAAUACCCGUAAGGCGACAAGUUAGUGCUGUCGCUUUUGUUAUUUGUUAUUUCAUCAUACUCAGUUAUUUUAACACAAAUUCUACAAGUAGUCACACGUGGUUUUGUGCCGAAGUUUUGCUCUGCUAACCUUGACUACGGACGCUACUUUGUGUGAGUAAAGUUCAUUCACAAUUGUAAACAUGAACAUCUAGAUAAAAAACGCAGCAUUGCAGUGAAUAAGAUUUAACUUAUAAUUUACAUACGUGGAAAGUUGUGUUAUAGAUCUUGGGAGUCUGGGGAAGGAGAGGGCUCAUGAUAUCUGGCAGGACCUGGACGAUGGGUUUGGCGCGAUACACUUAAAUGUGACCAUGUGUGCCAUAAGGAAUACUGAGGAAGUUUCAAAUGUCCCAAGUGUCGAUGAAGUUGAGGAGAAAUUCACAUUUUUGGAUUUCAACGACUGGCAGAUAGCGGGGAAGUUGCAAGUGAAGGUGCUGGGCGCGAGGGGGCUCCAUGGUAAGCCCAACGCGUACUGCACGCUCGAAUUGAACAACGAGAGGGUCCAGACUCCCAGUGUGAAGGCUAGCCCCGAACCGACAUGGAAGAAAUAUUACAUUUUCAACGUUCGCGAUGUAACGAGCACACUAGAGGUCAAUGUGUAUGACUAUUCACUAGUCAGCUCAAUGGGCCUAUGGACGGACCACCUGGGCAAGGUUUCGAUCCCACUGCUCAGGAUACGCAACGGGGAGAUGAGGUGGUACGCUUUAAAGGACAAGAAUAACAGAAGCACAGCCAAAGGAAACUGCCCUAGAGUUCUAUUGGAAAUGUCCUUGGUUUUUAAUCCGGUGAAGGCUUCUUUGAGAUUGUUUCGUCCGGUGGAAAUAAAGUACAUAAGCAAGAAACCACCCAAAUUCCACAUGAAUCUCGUCUAUGGAAAUCUUAUAUUCAUACGGGAUACAUUUAACUUUCUUUACGGAUUGAAUGAAGGUAUUAAGCGCUCGUUUGAGUGGGAGAACAGAGAACUAUCUACCAUGGCUCUUCUGGGGUGGUUGUUGUUCUGGUACUUCAUGAGACUGUGGACGACUCCUUUAUUGCUUCUCAUUCCUUUCAUGUACUUUUGGAUCAAUAGGGACAACCAACAUGAAAGAUGUUUUAUGCGGCAAUAUAGUAAAGACUUAAUUGAAACGGGGCAAAAUAACGAUGAAAAAGUAGGAACGAAUAGUUUGACUAGUAAGCUCCAGGCUUUGCCUGAAUUAACUAUAACAAUCACAAGUGGUAUCGAAUACUUAGCGUCAAUUGCUGAAAGAUUGUACAACCUCUUGAGUUUCAAAGUGCCAUUCCUGAGUUAUUUGACAAUGAUAAUUCUCGUAAUGGCCUCAGCAGUCUUAUAUUGGAUUCCAUUCAAUUUUCUCAUGAUGGCUUUGGGCGUUUACAAAUAUACGAGAAAGUUCUUGGAUCCUGAGAGGAUACUAAACAACGACUUAUUGGAUUUCAUAUCGCGGAUUCCAGAUAAUGAAAUACUGAAAGAUUGGGAGGAACUAAGUGUACCAGAGCCACCUAUAACCAAACAUUCGUCGCUUGCUUCAACUAGAACGAGCAGCAAUAAUUUCUGAUGAAAUUUGCCAUUUGGUAAAUCAUAGAAAACGAGCCCGAAUUCACUCUGCAGAAGGGAGAUAAUGCGAAUAGUGGGACAAGUCCUAAACCAUGUUUUGUCUGGUGUUAUAAAGCUGUUACUUAAAUAAAGAGAGUGAACCCUGA